Nanorana parkeri is the source of this 1275-nucleotide messenger RNA. RefSeq names its product acid phosphatase 6, lysophosphatidic (gene ACP6). Gene Ontology annotation, biological process: dephosphorylation. The transcript is spliced from 10 exons. The coding region runs from base 1 to 1263 and encodes 420 amino acids. Gene Ontology annotation, molecular function: phosphatase activity. NCBI's taxonomy places the organism in Eukaryota, Metazoa, Chordata, Amphibia, Anura, Dicroglossidae. The record is from RefSeq and is a predicted model, not a curated record.
AUGAGUGUUUGGGCUCGCGCCGGACUUUUUGGAUCUGCCGUAUAUUGUCUGCAGAGGAAGAGGAGCGCAUUAGCUGAAGUAAAAAGUGACAUCACGCAGCUGAGCGACAUGGGUUCAGACUAUGAGCUGAAACUGGUGCAAGUGGUGUUCCGCCAUGGGGCCCGGACCCCUCUGAAGCCUAUUCCUCACAGUGAGCAGGUGGAGUGGUCACCGACUCUUCUCGAGGCUCCCGCGCACACUCAGUUUAAUUAUACGGUCACAGAUCUGGAGGGCGGGCCCAGACCCCCUUCACCAUUCGAGGAGAAAUACCGAUCUCACAAGCUGAAGGGUGGCACCUUCCCAGGACAGCUCACCACAGUAGGGAUGCAGCAGAUGUUCAACCUGGGCGCCAGGCUCCGGAAGGCUUAUAUAGAAGAGCGGGAUUUCCUAUCGCCAGUGUUGAAGCCAUCAGAAGUCUAUGUCCGGUCCACCAACAUAGUGCGUAACCUGGAGUCUACACGUUCUUUACUAGCCGGCCUCUACCAGCAAAAGCAGGAAGGACCCAUCACAAUCGUCACGGACGAGGCCAGCAGUGAAAUCCUCUACCCCAAUUACCAGAACUGCCGGGAACUCAAACAUCUGACAAGUGGCCGGAUGUCUGAUGCCACCAACCAGCCGGGAAUGACAGACGAGCUGAGGAAACUCCAGCGGGACUUGAAUAUUGAAUCCACAGAGCACGUAGAUUUCUUCUUACUGCUGGACAACCUGCUGGCCGAAAAGGUGCACGGAUUUCCCUUUUCUAGGAGAUAUAAAAGCCAUCUGCAGAAGUCUGAGAAAAGAGCUCUCGAUAUUGUCUCCUAUAUGGUGGGACCUAAUAACAGGGGGGCCUUGAAACUGAUGGUGGGGCCGUUCCUGCACACCCUGCAGAGUAACAUUUUGGAAGCCACGAGGAGGACGCCUGCCGCUCUGCCGCAAAGGAAGCUUUUCCUUUACGCUGCUCACGAUGUGACCCUGAUUCCCCUCCUGAUGGCUCUGGGGAUCUUUGACCACAAGUGGCCCCCUUAUGCUGCUGACCUCAGGCUGGAGCUGUACCAGCAUCGUCCAUCCAAGGCGUGGUUUGCACGACUCAAAUACAACGAGGAGGUACGGGUGGUGAAAGGUUGUAGAUCCAGCCUCUGCCCGCUGGAGGAAUUCCUGAACACCUUCUCCCAGUUCACUCUGAGUCCAGAAGAGUACAAAGGUCUCUGCUGCAUAACGGACACCGAAAGCCGGAGCAGGAAAUAGACGGAACCGGUC